Molecule: messenger RNA, 582 nt
Organism: Pelobates cultripes (western spadefoot toad)
Lineage: Eukaryota; Metazoa; Chordata; Amphibia; Anura; Pelobatidae
Source: the annotation of a GenBank genome assembly
AUGGCGGACUACGAGGACAGAGCACCCAGGAAUAACUUAAGGCUGCGAGGGGUCCCAGAAUCCAUUUCACCAGAGGACCUGCAAGUAUAUGUGAGGGUCCUACUGCAUACCUACUCUCCAGACAUCUCUGCGGACAUGCUCCUCGUCGACAGAGUCCACCGGGUGGCUAAGCCAAAAUACCUACCAGAUUCAACGCCCCGCGAUGUACUACUCCGGGCGCAUUACUAUCAUAUUAAGGAACUGGUCCUUCGAGCGCACCAUAGCAGACCCGACCCGCAUGAACACUACCCAUCGAUCCGCAUCAUGGCAGACCUGUCCGCGGCAAUGCUGAGAUGCAGGAGGGAGUUCCAGCAAGUCACCUCGGAGAUGAGAAACCAAGGCAUCAGAUAUAGAUGGGGAUUUCUGACGAAAUUCAACAUUACCAAAAACAGAGAGGCGGUAAUCAUCUCGAAGCCGGAGGAAGGCCUGAUAGCACUUAAGAGGUGGGGCUUUCUUGCCAAGCUGACAACCGGCGCAACCCCCAUGCCCCAACGCCAAGGCCGCAACAACUCGGCGGACUCAGCCCAUAGACUGACCGCUUAG